This is a messenger RNA of Lactuca virosa, 4737 nucleotides long. The record is from the annotation of a GenBank genome assembly. Lineage: Eukaryota; Viridiplantae; Streptophyta; Magnoliopsida; Asterales; Asteraceae.
AUGGCGUCUUCUUCAACUUCAUUCGUUCACAAGAGCUUUAAGUAUGAUGUAUUUUUGAGUUUUAGGGGUGAAGACACCCGUACGAACUUCGUUGAUCAUCUUUAUCAAGCUCUUAAACAAAAAAGCAUUCAUACUUACAAGGACGACCAGAGAAUCAAAAAAGGGAAAAACAUUAGUGAUGAGCUUAUCAGAUCCAUUGAAGACUCAAAAUUCUACAUCAUUGUUUUCUCCAAGAACUAUGCCUCUUCAUCUUGGUGUUUGGAUGAACUUGUUAAGAUAAUGGAGUGUCACAGGAGUAUCGAGCAUACUGCUUAUCCCCUCUUCUAUGACGUGGAACCUUCGGAAGUCCGCAAACAAAGCGGGUCAGUGGCAGAAGCCUUCGCCAAACAUGAAAAGAAAGAGGCUGCCAGGAAAUGGAGGGAGGCUCUGAAAGAAGCAGCAGAUCUGGCUGGAUGGGAGUUGAAGAAUACUGCUGCUGGGCAUGAAGCUCAAUUCAUCCAAAAGAUUGUGGAAGAGCUUUCAUUGGAGCUACAUUCCACCCAUUUAAGCAUUGAUAAGAACUUAGUAGGAAUGGAGACCCGGAUCAAUGAUGUUGUAUCAUAUUUAGGAAUUGGUUUUGAUGAUGUUCGCAUGAUUGGGAUCCAGGGGAUGGGAGGUGGUGGGAAGACAACCUUGGCCAGAGCUGUUUUUGAUCGAAUAUGCUUUCAGUUCGAAGGUAAAAGCUUUGUCGAGAAUGUGAGGGAAUUUUCAAAUGCUUCGUUAUCCGGUUUGAAGUUGUUGCAAAAUCAAGUCCUCUCUGACGUAUUAAAUGAUAAAGACAUCAAUGUAAGUAGUGUUUAUGAUGGUAAACACAUGAUGAAGAGGAUAAUGCCCAAUAGGAAGGUUCUUGUUGUUCUAGAUGAUGUGGAUCAUAUAGACCAACUUGAGGCGUUAGCUGGUGAGCCUAAUUGGUUUAAGCCGGGAAGUAGAAUUAUUGUUACAACAAGAGAUGAGCAAGUGCUCAUAGCACACAGAGUGAAGUUGAUUCAUGAUGUCAAUUUGUUAUCCGAUAUGGAAGCAAUUUGCCUCUUCAAUAAGUAUGCAUUUGGUGGCAAUAUUCCUAUUCAACAAUAUGAAAAGCUAUCCAACCAAGUUGUAGGUUAUGCUGCUGGUCUUCCUUUAACGGUCAGAGUUUUGGGAUCAUUUCUUUGUGGUAAAAAUGAGCUUGAAUGGGUAGAUUACUUAAAAAGACUAAAAAUGGUUCCUUUAGCAGAAACACUAAAAAGGCUGGAAUUAAGUUAUAUUGGUCUAGAGCAGGAUUACAAGGAAAUAUUCCUAGAUAUUGCAUGCAUCAUGAAAGGCUGGCGGAAAGACAAUGCAAUAAAAGCACUUGAAAGUUGCGGAUUACAUGCUAGAAAUGGUUUAAGAGUUCUUGAGCAGAGAUCUCUCAUAAGUAUUUCUAAUUAUAAUAGUCAAGGUUACAAGUGUGUGGGAAUGCAUGACCAUAUUCAAGAAAUGGGCAGGAAUAUUGUUCGUCGCUCUCACCCGGAUAAGCCUCACAAACAUAGCCGAUUGUGGAUUGCCGAUGAAAUUGAAGAGAUAUUGUCUAAUGAUUUGGGCACUAAAGCAACAAGAUGUAUACUACUCCAUGCCGAGAAACUCAAUCCGCAUAUUGUUCUAAAAGGUCUUGGAAAGAUGAAAAAACUUAGACUUCUUGCCCUGUAUCUUGGAUAUUGUUCCCGUACUUUAGAAUUUAAUAAUAUAGCCAACCCGGACUUUCCAAAUGCUUUACAAUAUCUACGUGUGGAUUAUUACCCUUGUUGGUCUUUACCCAAAGCAUUUCAAGCAAAUAAUCUUGUUUCACUUGAGAUGGCUAACAGUCAAAUCGUACAACUUUGGGAAGCGGGAGAAAACAAGGUUCUUAACAAGCUUAGAUUCCUUAACCUGAGUUGGUCAAAGUUGAGUACCCUUGACCUUAGGUUUAAUCCAAAUCUGGAGACGUUGAAUCUUAGAGGAUGCUCUGAUUUGGUAGAACUUCACAUGCAUGUUGGGUGUUUUAAGCUCAUAUAUGUCGACAUCUCACAUUCAAGGUUGAGGACUCUUGACCUUGGGCUAGCUCCGAAUCUCGAGAAGUUGAUUCUUGAUCGAUGCUGUGAUUUGGAAGAACUUCACAUGCCCAGUAGAUGUCUAAAUCUCAGAUCCCUACAACUCACUAAUUCAAAAUUAAGGACCCUUGACAUUGGGUUGACUCCGGUUCUCAAGAAUUUAGAUCUUGGAUAUUGUUAUUAUUUGGAAGAACUUCACAUGACCGAUGAAAGUCAAAAGCUCAAAAACCUAAACAUUUUUCAUUCAAAAUUGAGGACCCUUGACAUUGGGCGGACUCCGGUUCUCGAGAAUUUAGAUCUUAGAGAUUGUUAUUAUUUGGAAGAACUUCACAUGGCCGAUGAAUGUCAAAAGCUCAAAAACCUCAACAUUUGUCAUUCAAAAUUGAGGACCCUUGACAUUGGGCUGACUCCGGUUCUCGAGAAUUUAGAUCUUGGAGAUUGUUAUUAUUUGGAAGAACUUCACAUGGCCGAUGAAUGUCAAAAGCUCAAAAACCUCAACAUUUGUCAUUCAAAAUUGAGGACCCUUGACAUUGGGCUGAUUCCGGUUCUCGAGAAUUUAGAUCUUGGAGAUUGUUAUUAUUUGGAAGAACUUCACAUGGCCGAUGAAUGUCAAAAUCUCAAAAACCUCAACAGUUGUCAUUCAAAGUUGAGGACUCUUAACCUUGGGCGGACUCCAAAUCUUAGGACAUUAUAUCUUCAAGAAUGUUGUAAUUUGGUGGAACUUCACAUGCUUGAUAGAUGUCUAUAUCUCAUGUCCCUACAACUUGCUAAUUCAAAGUUGAGGACUCUUGACAUUGGCCUUACUCCAAAUCUCAAGACAUUAGAUCUUAGAAACUGUUAUGAUUUGGAAGAACUUCACAUGUCCGUUGGAUGUUUAAAGCUCACAUCCGUCGACCUCACACAUUCAAGGUUGAGGACUCUUGACCUUGGGUUGGCUCUGAAUCUUGAGAUAUUGAUUAUUGAUCAAUGUCCUGAUUUGGUAGAACUUCAAAUGCCUAAUAGAUGUCUAAAUCUCAUAUCCCUACAAAUCACCAAUUCAAAAUUGAGGACCCUUGACAUUGGGCUGACUCCCAAUCUCAAGAAUUUAGAUCUUGAAAAUUCUUAUUAUUUGGAAGAAUUUCACAUGGUCGAUGACUGUCAAAAGUUGGCAAACCUCAACCUUAGUCAUUCAAAGUUGAGGACCCUUAACCUUGGGCUGACUCCAAAUCUCAAGAACUUAUAUCUUGCACAAUGUUGUAAUUUGGUAGAACUGAUCACUCCUCUUGGAUGUCUAAAAGAGAUUUCCCACUUGUACGUAAGCGGUGGUUUGGGCUUUAGAGCUCUUAUGUUUCAGGCAAAGGGUUAUAGAUCUUGUAGUCCUUUAGCUGAGUUACAUCUGAUUGAGGUGUCCCUAGAAAGCUGCCCACUUCAUCCCGACAAUAGCUUGUCACUUACUAGAAAUUUUGAGAUGCUUAUUUAUUUUUAUAGAGAAGAUCAGCUCUCACUGACUAGAAAUUUUGAGAUGCUUAUUUCUCUAGUCAAGUGUGCUUGCACAAGCCUUGAGAAGAUUUCAGGAAGCAUUUGUGGGUUACGACGUUUAAGAAAGCUUAAAAUGGAAGGAAGUUUUGUGGAGGUGCCCAAGGACCUUGAUGGGUUGGAAUGUCUCGAGGAGUUAAUAUUGUUGUCUACAAAGAUAAACCAUCUUCCAGACAGCAUUUGCAAGUUGAAACAUCUGAAAUCUCUCGAACUCAACUCAUGUUCUCUUCUUGAGAAGUUACGUGAGGAUCUUGGCCGGUUAGAAUGUUUAGAGAAGCUCACUUUGUAUUUUACAACAAUUAAAGAUCUUCCGGAUAGCAUUUGUAUGUUGAAACAUCUGAAGUCUCUCGAACUUAACGCUUGUUUUCAUCUUGAAAAGUUACCGGAGGAUCUUGGCCGAUUAGAAUGUUUAGAGAAGCUCACUUUGUAUUAUGCAACCAUUAAACAUCUUCCGGAUAGCAUUUGUAUGUUGAAACAUCUGAAGUCUCUUGAACUUAAUUCAUGUUUUCUUCUUGAGAAGUUACCUGAGGAUCUUGGCCAAUUAGAAUGUUUAGAGAAGUUCACUUUGUUAUAUGCAACCAUUAAACAUCUUCCAGAUAGCAUUUGUAUGUUGAAACAUCUAAAGUCUCUCGAACUUAACUCCUGUUUUUUUCUUGAGAAGUUACCCAAGGAUCUUGGCCGAUUAGAAUAUUUAGAGAAGUUAAAAGUAAUGAAGUGUGAACGUUUACAAGAAAUCCCAAAUAGCAUUGGUGAGAUGAAAUAUCUAAAACAUAUCAAUCUUGCCAAUUGUAUUCGAAUUGAGAAGUUGCCAGAGGCACUUGGAUGUAUAGAGUGCUUAAAAGAGUUAGAUAUAGAAGGUACAAGCAUAAGUCAUAUUCCACAGAGCAUUCUCUUGUUGAAAGGGGAUGAUUUUAAGAAGCUUGGAAGGACAGGAAAAGCCAAUACACAAAGAACUAUUGUAACAGGGAUAUGGCCUUUCUUAAUUGAGCAAGUCUCAACGCCACAAUCAUGGGUCGGGCUUUUAAAGUGGUUGUAUACUGUAUGUUUGUAUCAUACAAUGCUUCUCAAACAGUUGUGUCUGUUGCAGAUCUUAACACAACAGGCAUUGAGGAAGGGAAAAGGAUCGAUAUAUAAGUGA